Molecule: messenger RNA, 3228 nt
Organism: Anguilla anguilla (European eel)
Lineage: Eukaryota; Metazoa; Chordata; Actinopteri; Anguilliformes; Anguillidae
Exons: 11
Coding region: 737-2029 (430 amino acids)
Biological process (GO): positive regulation of peptidyl-tyrosine phosphorylation; defense response to Gram-positive bacterium; negative regulation of alpha-beta T cell proliferation
Cellular component (GO): external side of plasma membrane
Molecular function (GO): protein binding
Source: RefSeq, a predicted model, not a curated record
UCCUUUACGAAAGGAAAGGAGAUUAUGCCGUCCCACAAUUCCUUACAGCAGCAGCAUUUAAAUGUUUAUAUAGCCUGCAUGAAACAAUACGUUAAGAACGCACGGGCGAAGUAUCUAAGAUGCGCUUUUAGUAGUCCAUCUUCGGAACAUUGUAGUUUCACCACGGCAGGCCCAAAUGCCUACAGUAAAAAUCCAUGGAAUCCAUUGCAUGAAUAUCUGGAACGGUAUUCUUCAAGAAUAUAUUGGACAUUGCAUAAAGCAGUUAGCUUAUACUAUUUCAUUGAAUUUUAAAGAAGCACCAUCUUUAGAAUUGAAUGACCAUUUUGGAGGAUUUUGACAUCCCAUAAUUCAAAAAUUGCUCCAGUAAAAAUGCACAGAAUCCAUUACAUUAAUACUUGGGAAAGCACUCUUGAAGAAUGUAUUAGAGUUGACAAACAGUGGACACGGGAUCUAAACACGGGAUGCGUCGCGAGGAACGGUCAUGUGCUCAGCGUGCUGACCGCUAUUAACUUGGACUGUGAUUUAGGCUUGGCUACUUUCAAAUACAGAUUCCAAGGACAAAUUGGUUCUCGACGUGCUCGUGAGUCAAGAUUAUGUAACGUUAAUCUUCCUAGGCUGAAUCAGGGAAACCAGGACCUCCACAAAGGGAAGAAAUCUGACCAUAAUUUCGUGAAUUACGACAGACGGACAUCUAUCAAGCUCACAGUAAAGAAUAUGCUUUCAGAAGGAAUUCGGUAUGUGGCAUUUUAAAGUCCCUUUAUGGAUGGCAUUGCUCCGGUUCUGUGGCCUCGCCUAUUCCUGUGGAAGUGCAGAAUAUGAAAUUAAUGGAGAGUGCUGUCUAAUGUGCACACCUGGGACACACGUUAAUAAACACUGCACAGAAUACACUAAUACCUCCUGUAUACCGUGCGCUCAAAAAACAUUCAUGGACAGGCCCAGCAGUCUCCCCGAAUGUUUGCCUUGCAGUGUGUGUGACCCAGCCAUGGGUUUAAAAACAGAGAGAGAGUGCACCCCCACCUCUAACACAGCGUGUGGGCCUCUGGAUCACCACUACUGCACUAAGACUGAUAAUAAGGGGUGCAGCUUUGCGCAGAAACACACCAUCUGCAGGCCUGGACAGUUCAUCCUACACAAAGGAACAACAUUGACUAAUACCGAAUGUGGAUACUGUCCUGAUAAAACUUUUUCAAAUAAAUCCUUUUCUGCGUGCUGCAAACCACACACACAUUGCCAGUCCCUGGGACUUCAGGAAAUUACAGCAGGAACAAACACAUCGGACAGUGAAUGUGGACCAAGAAAUAUUCCUGUUUCCAUCAUUGUGCCUGUGCUACUUGUAUCAGUUGUCAUUUUAACAAUCAUUUUCAUUUUAAAGAGGAAAAAGAAGAACAGGGCAACAGAUCAGGCAGAAAGAAAAAGAAUGAACAGGACAGACCAGCUGGAGGUUGAAGUGGCAGGAGUCCACGGGAAUCACGCAGCAGAUGGUGGUGCUGGUCCUCCCCCUGGUGGACAGCAUGACAAUGGGACCCCAAAGCCGAAAGAUAGGGUUCAGUCUGACUACAGCACACGGUCUAAUGCACUCGUGUGUUGUUGGAGACCACUUAUUAUGGGAACCUUCAAUGCAAACACAGUGAGAGAAGAAGUGAGGUUGGCGGAGCUUGCACACUGUGCCGAAGAAAGGGGAGUGGAGAUCCUGGGAGUCCAGGAGCACAGGAGAGUACAUGCUGAUGAUCCGAUCGUCAACUCGUCAGAGCAAGACCUUAAAGUGAGGAAGGCGCUCGCAUGGAAAGCUCUGAAUGGCAUGGCAAGUAUGUGGAAAUCCACACACUUGGUAAUAUGUUCGAAGAAUGAACAUAUUACCAUCAAGGAUCUGUAUGGGGGGUUACCAAGGGUGAGUGAGAAAAUAGCAUCCAGGAUAAUGAGGCUGGCCGGUCACUGCCAGAGACACCGGGAGCUCCCAGCCAGCUGUGGGAGCCAACACACGGGCAUUGAUCACGAGGGCAUCCCACAACAACGUACGUGGACGUACUAAAGGAAGAUGCACGGCCGGAAAGUCAGCCAGAUGCAUGGAGGAUCGAGAUGACUGGAAACGCCGCUGGAGGGCUUGUCUGAGGACGACCUAGAUAGAUAUACAAGCGAUAUGAGUGGUUAACAUAUUAAAGAAUUAAACAAGAAAAUCAAAAAGGAACAGUAAUGCAAUGUUACAUCUUAUGUUGUUACACAAUGUGAAAUAAUGAACAGGGGAGAACAGCUGCACGAUGAAGGUAAGGGUACGCAUGACUCCAUAGGGAGACAACAAGGACUGAUAAAAAAUAAUAUUAGAUGGGCUGUGUGCAGUUAGGCUACUGUGUGCAUGGAGUUGUUCUUACAUGUUAAAACCAUUUCGAUUGUUUUCUUAAUAUAUGUACAUUUUAAUGAGGGGUGGGGGUUCAGUUAAUGUGUUUUUUCACCAAUGAAAUACCACAGUGAAGAUCCAUCCGUCAAUUAUCUAAUGCGAUUAUUGCUAUCUGGGGGUACUGGGGUGGGGGAUUAUGAGUGAUGGUUUGAAAGGUCAGGACAUCACGUGACAAUUUCUACUCAUCCUACCAACUUGGUGUUGCGCUACAAAACAGGAAGCUGACCAUGCUCUGAAAGGGGAGGGAAAAUGAAAUAGACAAUGAGCUUCUGAAUACACAGGGCAGAGCUGUGGUUCAAAGUCCUGACCCUUGCCUACACUGCAGUCAACAGGACAGCCCCCACCCAAUUACAGGACAUGAUUCAGUCCUACACGCCAGCUCGACCACUCCACUCUGCUGCAGCAGCGUGACUUCGACCCCCUGCCAUCCGAGUGAAUGAUUCUCGCUCGUCCCUACCAUGGAGUUUCUCCACCCUAGCCCCCCAGUGUGGGAAUGUACUCCCUGUUUCUCUACGGACCACUCAGACAUUGCCCAUCUUCCGCCGUGGUCUGAAGACGUAUCUCUUCAGACUAAACCUGGACCAACUAUCCCCACCCUGCAGGGCACUACCAAUCUAGGAUCACUCUUAUCACUUGUAUCCUUCCACUUUGUUCCUGUAGCACUUUCAUAUUACAUGUACCUCCAUCCUGCACUUAUACUGCACUUGUAUCCUUAUCUUGAUAUUGAAUAUUGUACCUUAUCGGACCUGUGUUUAGUAGUUGUUCCUAUGAUCUUCGGUAUGUACUUAUUGUACGUCGCUUUGGAUAAAUAUAAUGUAAUGUGAAUUCCACCAAAA